CUCGGCUGUCAACUUGAAUGCUGAAGUCCUCCCAGUUCCCUUCCUCCCUUCUCGUGUCCACCCUCUGCAUCGCUGCUUGUGGCUCAGACCGCCCUGGCUUGUCCAGGCGCCCGGCUUCUGCUGCACCAUUCCCAUACAUUGUCUCGGUAUUAUCGCACUGCUGUGCUGACGCUUACACAUGUUCCGCCCCGUUGCAGUGGGUCUGGCAUUAACUGGCGCUGCUCGCGUGCGUGCAGAGGGGGAGGCCCUGGCCACCGAGCUCGCGGAAGAGGUGCUUGCUUGGGAUACUACGAAGGUCUUGCCAAGCCCUUGGGAGACGGUCUUCAACCGACCGUCGAACAGGGAUGUGGGCUCUGUCACCGAGCAUCCCAUCUGGGACAAGUAUGAUCUCGAAGUGUUCCCAGAUUCCCUCGAGACCGUGCAAGAGCAGGACGGCUUCCCGCCCACCAUCGCUAUGGGAAGAGUGUUGAUGAAGGAGAACAGGAAGCCAACCAUGCCGCCCCCGAGCUACCGCAUGACGGGCGUGGGAGGCGAAGAGGUGAGGCACCUCAACGGUAUGGUGAACCCAGCUGGAGAGACGACAGUCUGGGGCUGGCAGAGGAUCAGGUAUUUGGCAAUAAAGACGUGGAUGAAUUAUUGGUCGGCCCGCAACAGCGAAAAGUUGAUCGUGCUCCAUGCCAGUGGCGAGGUGCUCUAUGCUGGCUGCUCUGAGAACACGAUCGCCUCCAAGUACAACCAGGUGAUCACCGCUAGCGGUGGCACUCAGAAGAUUGUCUUGGCCGCCGAGGUCAGCCCGUGGCCUGUUGAGCUCGGGUGGCGCUACGACCAGACCGCCGGUAUCGCCACGACCAGGACCGAUUUCCUGACAUCGGUGGGCGUGUCCGAUUCUUUUGCCUCAACUUAUGCCGAUUGCACCAACACGACUGUCGGGUAUUGUACCACUCCGCCAAAGUAUCAAUUCGCAAACUCGGGCUUCAUCAUGGGCCCUGUCGGGGAUGUGGCAGAGAUGCUGAACGACUUUUACUACUGGUCCGGCUCCGAGAACAACUUGGUCAACGAGUAUUUCCUCCAUAACCCAGACCAGGUGGCUCUCGACUACGCCGGCAUCCUGGUGCUGUCCCUCAACAACAUGAAGCUGGACGCUAGCAUCCCCGUGACGGUGGAGGUCGCUUCGGGUGCGAAGUCUUUCAAGAACCUGAUCACAGGCACCAACGUGUGCUUCGUGCACGGAGGCGGGAACUCGUUUGAUGCACUUAAGGUUCUUGCGCAGGAGUUGCUGGCGGACGCGUGAGAGUUCUGUGGCGCGGAGCACGUUUUCCAGAUGGCCCAUUCGUGUUGAGGCUCGUCCCUCCCUGCUUCUGCUCCCGUUCACCUGCCGACGGCGCAUGAUUACCAAUGCUAGACAAUAUGGCACGGGCAAGCGCAGCACACAUGCCUGGGAGGGUACGUCUUCUUCGUCGCUGUGCGGAAGGCACCCGGCGAAUCUUUGCCGAAUAAACACAUGUGAGUCGG
Messenger RNA from Prorocentrum cordatum, 1512 nucleotides. The record is from the annotation of a GenBank genome assembly. Lineage: Eukaryota; Dinophyceae; Prorocentrales; Prorocentraceae.